Lytechinus pictus (painted urchin) is the source of this 5987-nucleotide messenger RNA. RefSeq lists its product as uncharacterized. Lineage: Eukaryota; Metazoa; Echinodermata; Echinoidea; Temnopleuroida; Toxopneustidae. The coding region runs from base 126 to 3677 and encodes 1183 amino acids. The record is from RefSeq and is a predicted model, not a curated record. The transcript has 15 exons.
UUCGUGACGUCACCGUGGGAAAUUUCAAUAGCAAAGCUGAGUCGGAUUUGCGAUGUUCUCGGAAGUCUUCUAAAAAAAUUCAUGUUUCAACUUUUUUGAGGAUUCUUGAGUUUUUCAAAAUAACAAUGCCAACAUCAGGAGAAAGUGGAAUUGUUCCAUCAUCUACAUACAACCUAAGGAGAAGACCAUUGCCAAAGACUUCAUGUAGACCUACUACCAGGAGUUCUAAUAAGGAGAAUAUCAGUACAGGGAAGGUAACAUCAGCAACAAGAUCUACAAGGACUACAAAAAAUGCAGAACAGAGCAAAAUUCCUGUGCCAAACAGCAAGAUCCCUGUCUCCAGCAACAGCAGGAUACCUGUCGCAAAGACCACCAGAUCAACAGCCUCCAAGACAUCGGGCGCUUCUUCCAGGACCCCGACGCGCAGGAAAGUCCCAGACUUUGAGAAGCUUCACAAGUCAUGGAACAAAAAGUUCCAGCAAGGCAAAGCUGUCAUAAAGAAACCAUGUACACAGACCGAGGCUUUUGACUUGACGAGGCCGGGCACCGAGUUCAAGAGUGCAUAUUACGAUGGCACGAAGAAAGACGUUAAAAGCAGGCGGCAGACGGGCUUCGGCUUCAGGCCGGAUGGUGAUGAUUUUCACGUCGAUAAUGGGGCCCUGAAUGACAUCCUCAAUGGUCAAGGGGAAGAGGAUGAGGAGGAGAGGAAAGUGUCUUCAAGAGCAACUCUUGCUGGGACAGGUGUAUCAACGGGACCUACCUCACAUAUCGCUGGCAGGAGGCAAACUUUAGGACAAUUACCAUCAACAGGGGCGGGGCGGGUGAACAACUGCUCAAACAUCUUGUCGGACAGAGAAAUCAGCAAGCCAGUUUCACAUGGUGGGAAGAAAUCCCUCACACAAGAACAGACAGAAGCUGGAAUAACGUUUGAGAUGAGUGCUGACUCCCUUGCCAGCAUUUUGAACAACACCGGACUACACUCAUCUCAUAAAAAACAUGUCAUCAUGGGAGGGCGACAGACGAUUGGCGGAAUGUCUGCCAAACAGAGACAGUCUGCUAGAUCAAAUAUGACAACUGGAAGGACAUCGAUCUACUACCAGAAACCCAAGAAUCAUGAUGUCACUAAGGUCUACAGUGAGUUCGCCAAGAGGACCUUGUCCAGAUUCACUAUGGAUGGGAACCAGGCGAGCUUCAAGAAUGACUUCAUCAACAGCCUUCUGCCAGAUAACAGAGGGUCCAUAUACUUCAAGCAAAGCAACCCAGCUCCCGAGAAACCAGUUCUGGACAGACCAAAGAGUUCUGCCGCCGUCAGUCGAACUCCGGGAACGGCUGCGAGAAUUCCUAAUCCUCGUUUCAAGAAGCAGGACCAGUCGUGCUCUCCUGCCCUUACACCAGCAAGGCGCAUCCCUACAACACCCGGGGGGCAGAGUCAGAAGAAUGUUCGUUGGGCGGAUGUCCUCUCAUCACCUACAGAGGGAGACAUAGCAGACCAAACUAAGGAUGUGGUAGCUGUUCUCAAUUUUGGCGAUGAUUGCGAAGAUGUAGUUUCUCCCGAGACAAAGACAAGACUUGAGGAGGUGCAGAAGAUUGAGGCCGAGACUGUCCUUAACAGGCAAAAGCUAAAUGAAAUGGAGGAGAUAGAAAAGCAACUGGAGCUGGAGAUAGCUCGUCUUCAUGAAGCAGGAGAUCGGGAAGAUCUUGAAGAGCCUGUCUGUCAACCUGCCUCAACUGUGCCCCAACCAGACCCUAACCUGCACAGGGUUGAUUCCAUCACAUCAAACACUCUUGACCAGAUCCCUACGAAGCAGCCCGCAAAUUAUCUUGAUCCAGUCAAACUAUCCACAGCUUACAAAGGAGAAACUACCCAUGUACCGAAACCUGAGAAUACAUCACAAGAGUAUACUACAGUGUCCGAGGUAGGGCUCCAGCAGCAUGGCACAAGGGAAGUACAACAUCUUCAGGAAAAGGUCCAGAGAGGUCAAAGCUAUAUGCAGACAUUAAACCUUGAUAGGGUAUUCAAUCAUCAACAUGGUGAUACAGCACAGCCGAGAGAAAGUUGUUAUCAAAAUGCUGUUUCUAGUAGGGGUAUUGGUGUGAGGAGAGAGGAGCCAAGAUCGUUUCCCUUGCCAUCGGACAGUCAGGUUGUUUCAGCCAUUGCUGACAAGCCAAGCGCAGUCAAGCCAGAAGUGACAAGUCAUGGUAUUGUUGAUGCUGCUGUGCAUGAGGUUGAUCAUGGGAAUGAUGGCUCGCUGCGGCUUCAGUAUCCAUCAGGAUCAAGGCUGAUGGUUACGGAUAGUACAGAAGCUUUCUGUGGUGUCUUCCCUCCAUUCCUGCAGAACUCUUACCAAUCGUCCAGGCAUCCCGAAGAUCACACUUUUCCAGGUAAAUUAACCGGUCAGGGAAGUUCUCAGGGUAAUAAUGUAAUGCCUGCAUCCUCUACAGUGAAAACAGGGGUAGAUGACUUUUUCCAUAGGAUGACGGUAGACAUGGAUCAUAAUCGCCAUCACCUUAUGGCAGACAGAGACAAUGAGAACGAUAUGUUGCCUACGACGCUGAGUUAUGACCGCAGCAAACCGAUUGCGAUGACUGACCCACAUGGUGGGAGAACUAUUUCUCAAUCAUUUACUCAAUCAUUUGUACCACAAUCCUCUAUAGAAAGUACUAAACCACACAUAUCACAUGACGUUCCCCAAGCAUUCAGUGUUCCGACCAAACCCACAGCACCCACUGAAAAUCCACAGUUGACGAUACACACGCCUCAGCCAUCAAGAGCUGUACCCAGAGGAAACUCAUUCCUCAACCCCACUCCACAUUUGCGUACCAUGUCAACUCCCCUUCACCAUUCAUCAAUGAUGCCAACUCCCAUUCAAACACCCUUGGCCAUGAGACACUCUUCAUUGACAUUGUCCUCGGGUAGAGAACAUCAUGAGUGGGCGUCACCCAUCGCUACCAAUGCCCAACGCUUCCCUCUGUAUGGUGAUAAAUUUUCUGCCCCAAGGUCAUCAAACAUUGACAAGUCAAAAGAGAAUUACCAUCAGGCUAUAAGCUCUUGUGGCCCUCUGUCAGAAACAACAUCCGUUGCCCAACACUUCCUUCCGUAUGGUCACAACCUGCCUGCCCCCAGGUCAUCAACCAUGGACAGGUCGCAACAGAAUUUCCAUCAGACUACAACCUCUGGCAGCCAUCUAGAAACAGCUGUGUCCUCAUCGAUUCAUCCCAUCGUGGGCUCACUGCCGAAUCGGCCAGAACAUCCUGUAGGAUCUGUGUCUACGGCUUUCCAGUACAGGCGACCUCAUUCUGCGUCAGUGUCUUCCGAGUGCCCCAGGAUCGCUCCCAGUCAGAGUUCAGGGGCUGCCGGGUCACUCUCUCUGAGUGACAGUCUCCGAGGUGGUCACCAUCGAGAGCCAGUUCUUCCAGUGAAGCGACAAAUGAUGACAGAGAGAGAAACCAGUGGCCAGUUGUUUCACCAAGUACUGUUAGACGAAGAGUGCGCCCUCUAUGCCUGUCGAUUGAAAGGAAGAAACACACCCGAAUCGAGAGAACCCCGCCCCCUCAAUCCUGUCAGUAAAGUCCUCAUGUAUGGCGAUGAUAUGCAUUUUGUUCCGAUCAGAGAUAUUGAAUUUCUGGUUGCCUCUCCAGUUGGAUCUGCCUUCUCCAACUACUAUGUAGCAACGUGAUUCAAAGUACGAACACAUCACAUUUUGAGAUCAUGGUGAGAUGUAGGCACUUGCAGAGCUGCAAGAGCUGAAAGAUCCAUAAUGCUUCCCACAAUUUUAGCUUAGGAUUAUGAGGUGUUGCAAGAAACUUUCAGCUUAUUCCCAAUCAAGUCCCAAAAUCACGCAUUUGUCAUUUAAUUAAACACAAAUUUUUAGUUGAUUUGUAUUCAAUUACAGAUCAACUUUCUUGCAGCGCUCCAUUACAGAUGAUUUUGGGGCUUGCACUUUAUUUGCAAUUUAAAGAAAGCGUUUUGCAAUGCCCAAUGGACUAUUGUCAAAGUGCAAAGAGUUGUGAUUGAUCCAAUCAACCUCAACUAUAUGGAAAUCCAUCAUUGUCAUAAUUUUUCAUUCAGGAUAUUUGCACAAUGUCGUUUGUGAGCAAAGAGGAGCACACUGAAUUGUCAAGACAUCAGUGAAUGUGUCAUUAUACAUCGUAUCUAGAAGUUUUUUUGGGGGAACAAACAUGCAUUUUAGAUGUUGACGUUGCUGGCUUUCCAUAGUUGCGGCUGAUCGAAUCAAUAGCAAUUCUUUGUAUGACAGGAUCCAGAGUUCAGAUUAUGAGUCUGUUUCUUGAGAGAAAUUUAGAUGGGCAAUUGUCAGGGGCGUAAGUACGUUGUGACACAAGGUUGCUCUUUAAAAAGUCUGUUUGACCUGGCUCUUUCUGUGUAAAAAAAGUUGUACAACAUGUCUCCUUCUAAUAUUACAUUCAGCUCUUCUAGUGUAAUCCUAAAAGUGAUUUUCAAUUUUGUUCCUGUAUCUGAAUUCUGUUUCUGUUUAUGGUAACUCCCGUAGGAACUCGGCAGGACAGCAUUUUGCUGGUAAACGCCAAGCUGGUGUAUAACCAAUUACCUAGGAAACAUGUUUACGUCUAGGUUAAUCAGUCAUAAUGGCUGACCUUUUCGACGACAGAUAUUACUCUGGGGCCUUUUUAUCAAAGUGGAGACAGUGGCAGAGUGGGGAUUUGAACUCACAACCUUGUGAGUCCAAUGCUUUAACCACUGGACCACACAACCCGUGUUUCUAUAAACUUUGUUUCAGUGACACUGUCAAUCACUCCUGUAUUAAUCCAAACUCAAAAGUUUGACCCUGUCUAAUUCAACAGAUAUUACUUAUUAAGGAGGAUUGGGUGUUGAGAGUAUCGAGAAAUGCCUAAAAUGUUUGAAUUGUGUUCUAUUCUUGUCUAUGGUGAUUGUACUUAAGUCAUGAAUUUAUCACUGUAAAUAUAUAAGUUGCCUUUAUGUACAGCACAUUAAUUACUAGGACUUUUUCUGCCUUCAUUCUUAAAAUAUUUUUAGCAUAAAAUAUGUUGUGCAUAUUCACUGACCUUGAAAUAUUUAAUUGAACAUGUAAAAAGAUCUUUUGUUUUCUCCCUUUGGUGGGAGUCUCCAAACUAUGGUGCUACAUGUAUGACGUUCACGUUUAAGAUCUUCUGAUUCAAAAUUGCUUGCAGUUCCUAAAAGAAAUCAUGAGGACCAUCUUUGUGGAAUCGGUUGCCAUAUUCCAUUCAUAUUUCAAACAUCGAUUGUUUCUAAAUUUUUCUAAAAACCCAUUUGUUUAAAAUUGCCUUCCAGUAGUUUCCUCUCAUUGUCAUGACUGUGUUUCUUUUAUCCUUGUCUCUUCCUGCUCCAUGUAAUUGUUCUUAUUUCUUUUUUUCAGCGCCUUGGGCACAUAAUCAAUGUGGAUUUGGCACUUUAGAAAUACACUAUAUUAUUAUUAUUUAUUCUACAAAAUGAGCUGUGUAGAAAUGCCCUUUGAUGCUGCCUUUGACGGGCUCAUGUGGCCAUGUUGCCGUGAUUUGUAUUUAUAAACCUCCAUUUAGCUAUGAUCCUGCAACCUAAUUAUGCUCCUUGUCACCCACGCCAACACCAAAAUUGAAAUUAUUACCCACUCUUCCAAUCAAAGGGCCUGUCAUAACCCCAUAAUUUAUCCAAUAUCUGUGUAUCGAUUUAGACACAGGAAGUGUUUUUAGAGCUUUUUUAUGUAAAACUUUUUUUGCAAAUAUAUUCUUUUGUAAGACAAAGUUUGUAAUAUCAGUAUGUAAAUUAGAUAUAUAAAUGUAUAUAUUCUUUUCUGUAAUGUAGAGUGUAGAUUGUAUCAUAUGUACAUGUACUGUAGAGAGAGUAAAAAAAUUGUGUUUACAUUAAAAUAUUGGUUUGUAUAGAAGCCUGCCAUGUUUAAUACCCUUGUAUCUGAUUGUAGAUACUGCUUGAAAUUAUGUUAUGUGAGAAGCUGAUUUUAAAAUGAAAUAAAGAAGUUAAUGUAUACAAAGGA